Messenger RNA from Rana temporaria (common frog), 923 nucleotides. RefSeq names its product FKBP prolyl isomerase 11 (gene FKBP11). Gene Ontology annotation, molecular function: peptidyl-prolyl cis-trans isomerase activity. The record is from RefSeq and is a predicted model, not a curated record. Bases 90 to 674 code for a protein of 194 amino acids. Gene Ontology annotation, biological process: protein peptidyl-prolyl isomerization. The transcript is spliced from 6 exons. NCBI's taxonomy places the organism in Eukaryota, Metazoa, Chordata, Amphibia, Anura, Ranidae.
CCCUCCCCUCCUUUCUCUGCCACGCUCCCACUGAUCCCCUCUCUCCCUCUCUCAGGCAGCUGUCACAUUCCCUCCAUCCUGGGCUCAUCAUGUUCAGGGCUCUCUUCCUGCUGCUCCUGCUCUCCUCCUCUGCACUGAUCUGGGCGGACACCGAGGAAGAGGAGAGUGACAAUGGCACCGAUCUCAGCAUAGAGACUGUGGAGAAGCCAGAGUCUUGUGUGGACCAAGUGGAAAUGGGGGACAGCAUUCAGCUUCACUAUACGGGAAGGCUGGAGGAUGGGCGUGUAAUUGACAGCUCUUUAUCCCGAGAUCCACUUGUGGUGAUACUUGGAAAGAAACAAGUGAUACCAGGUCUAGAGAAGAGUCUGCUGGGAAUGUGUGUUGGAGAGAAGCGCAAAGUGGUUAUCCCACCUAGUUUGGCAUAUGGAAAAAGAGGAUACCCCCCUUCUAUACCAGGUAAUGCUGUGCUACAGUUUGAGACUGAAGUUAUAUCACUAACCAAGCCCACACAGUGGCAGACCCUGGUGGACGAUGUCCUGCCCCUGCUCUGCAUUGCCCUUGUGCCCACACUCUUAGGAUUGAUUGGAUACCACCUGUACUCCAAGUCAAAGACGCCAACUGUGUCCAAGAAGAAGUUAAAGGAAGAAAAAAGGAACAAAGCCAAAAGAAAAUAAACACUCUAAUUUUAUCAAACUGCCAAGUCUGAUUUAGUUCUUCAUUUUCUGGGUGUUUUUGUGUUUGGUGAUUAAGACAUUAUCGCUAUUGAAAACCAUCUUUUUUACAUCAUUCAAUGUGCUGCUGAAGCUCACCCAGACAAGAACAAUGCUGAGACAGCGGAACAUUUGUGCUAAUCUCCAUCCAGCCUGGGAUGCCAUAUGAUAAAAACAAAACAAUGUUGGCUUAUUAAUUUAUUUUAAUAUUGA